ACGUACCACUAUAUUCAUUCAUGUCGACGUCGAGGGUAGAGGACACAUACGAGGCGCAAAAUGACCAAAGACUAGAUGAGCUCCACUCAAAAAUCAGGACUUUGAGAGGUGUCACCACCGACAUUUAUGACGAUGCCGAACGUCAAAACCUGACAUUGGACGACACCUCAAAUUCAUUCUCUUCAUUCGGCGCUACAUUAUCACAGUCGUCGCGACGUGCAAGUCAGGCAUUCGGUCUUGGUCCAGGAGGUGUGAAACAAACGCGCAUCAUAUUCUACAUAGUUGGUGGAGUGAUUGGGCUUUGGAUAUUGUAUAAACUCUCCGGUUUUUGGUGGAGCUCUUCUGCAGAACAGGUCUGAGAUAUGUUGGACAUUGACUUAUGUGUUUCUUCAGAAUUUUAAUAUAGGGAUAUCAUGUAAUACUAUCUGCGAACCUAUUGUUCUUCGUGUCUUAGAUGCC
This is a messenger RNA of Serpula lacrymans var. lacrymans S7.9, 459 nucleotides long. RefSeq lists its product as uncharacterized. The record is from RefSeq and is a predicted model, not a curated record. The transcript has 4 exons. Bases 21 to 359 code for a protein of 112 amino acids. Gene Ontology annotation, biological process: intra-Golgi vesicle-mediated transport. Lineage: Eukaryota; Fungi; Basidiomycota; Agaricomycetes; Boletales; Serpulaceae.